Messenger RNA from Eupeodes corollae, 1846 nucleotides. Its product is annotated as carbohydrate sulfotransferase 11. Gene Ontology annotation, biological process: carbohydrate biosynthetic process. Gene Ontology annotation, molecular function: sulfotransferase activity. Lineage: Eukaryota; Metazoa; Arthropoda; Insecta; Diptera; Syrphidae. The record is from RefSeq and is a predicted model, not a curated record. Bases 295 to 1560 code for a protein of 421 amino acids. The transcript is spliced from 5 exons. Gene Ontology annotation, cellular component: membrane.
UGUUCGCCUUCCUUGCUUGGUCUCCAGUGUCGUGAGGACAUAUUUUUUUCGUGGAGCUAUUGAAAAACUGAAACUGUGGAUACAUUUUUUAGCUGCUUCUGCAAAAGUGACAUGAAUUGGCAGAAAGGACGAACAAAGUUUCACUAAAAAUAAUGAGAAAACGAAGAAAAUAUAUCAACAAAACAAGCUCAAUUGUAACAAAAGAUAAGGAGCGAGGUUAAAGAGUGAAUUAAUUAAGAAGAAACAACAGCUUAGCUUCAGCUUCAGCCAGAAAAGAAAAACUCGUAAGGCACCAUGCUGAAGCGAAUAUGCUCAAGGCGACGUGUCAAUAUUUAUUUCAAGUUUACUCUGCUCUUGCUGUUGGCGAUUUUCUACAUAACUUUUCUCUUUCGAGAAUCUUUAAAUGCUUUCGAAAUGAAUAAAGAUAAAUCACUCAACAAGCCAGAAUCAAACCCAAAACCUGAAAUAAUUAGAAACAGACGUCGACACCAGGUCAAAAUCGAGGUGGAUCCAUAUGCAGAUUUCCAAGUCAGGACCACCAAAAUCCCAACGACCCUCAAUCCAGUCUACGAAUAUUCCGAAGAGAUCCACAGUGCUACCGAAAGAAAUCUGACGAGCCGAAAAACCCACCUCAACGAAAUAUGCAAAAAAAGGAAUAUUGUGUCCACAUACCCACCGAAACCGUGGGAGUUUUUUGUCUCUCCAGGUCACAAUCUAGUCUGGUGCAAUAUUUUCAAAGCGGCAAGUAGCACAUGGAUGUACUACUUCAAUAUAUUAGGCGGUUACGACAUAAAAUAUCUUCAGCGAACAAAAAUGUCUCCACUUGAAUUAGCCCGACAUCGUUUUCCUAGGCCAGAACUAUUGGAGCUCUUUGAGUCUCUAGCAUCUUCUCUAUCAUUUCUCACUGUGCGUGAACCUUUUGAAAGGUUAUUAUCUGCUUAUCGGGAUAAGUUAGAAGGAUGCCGCAAUAAAUACUACAAGGUACUAGGGAAACAGAUAAUUAGGCAAUUCAGGAAAGGAGCAAAGCUAAAGCGACAUAAUUCAGGACCAACUUUUAAAGAAUUUCUACAUUUCAUUGUUCACAAUAAUAAGAUCGGCAAGCAAUUCGAUGAGCACUGGGCGCCUAUUUACAGUUUUUGCACACCGUGCACUAUCAAUUUUACACUUAUUGCAAAGGUCGAGACAUUCCAACGAGACAGUGAAUAUAUUAUCAGGCAAGCUGGAUUAGAGCCAUUGCUAUUGGGCAAACUUCCAAAGAGCAAAAUGCGAAAAAUAUCAAACCAAUCAGCUCAUAAUACUGGAAAUCUUAUUCAAAGAUAUUUUUCACAAAUCGACCGACAAACUUUGGAUGCCGUUCUCGAUAUAUAUCGUUUGGAUUUCGAGCUAUUUGGCUAUGACCUGACCAAGUAUUACGACAUUGUCCAACCACCAUCCACGACAACACCACCAUAUUCUCCAGAACUUUUUACAACAAAUCUGUCAACAGUCUCACAGACCGCGACCAAUACAAAAUCCCUCACAACUAUUACGGACCAGGACCACUUUAAUCACUUGAUUUAAAUCUAAACAGAAAUUACAAAACUAUACUAAAAAAAAAACACAACAAAACAGAACCCGUACGAAUUUUACAUCUAGAAACUAGUUCAUUUAUACAAAAAUGUAUUGGUUUCACACCAUUAUUCAAUCUAUAUGACCUUGAACAGGUACCUACUCAAAUGUUAUUAACAUAAAUAUAUAUAUUAUAAACUAUUGUACAUAAUUUAGACUAUACAAAACAAAAAACAAAUAUGUUGCCAAAUUAUUAACAAAUUAUAUUAUCAUACAAAUAUUUAUAAUUUAGUAUUAU